UUAGUAUCUUUUAGUUCUCACAGUUCAGCCUCCUCUCGCGAGUCUCGGUUCCAUAAACCCUUAAGCUAGGGUUAGGGUUUUAGUUUCUUCUGUUUCUCCGAAGGAUUACUUUCUAGAUUUUAUCUCAAUUGCUUCAUCCGGGUCUUCAUACAAAAGGCUUUUUCGUUUGGGCUUUUGUUCUGGUUUUUUUAAUGAAUCCGGAUCUAAUGGAUACCCGUAAGAGAGCGAUGCCUGAAGCUUCUUUCAACGUCAACGGCGCCCUCAAGAAAUCCAAGCAUGAAACAGACAACUUGUCAGGUGUAGGAAGCAAAUCGAAGCCAUGCACCAAGUUUUACAGCACUGCUGGCUGUCCAUUUGGUGAUAGCUGCCAUUUUCUGCACCACUUUCCAGGUGGAUACAAUGCUGUGGCUCAGAUGAUGAAUCUACCACCAACCAUACCCCUACCAUCUAGAAACAUGCCUGCACUGCCACCUGCCUCAAAUGGCUCAGCUUUUAAAUCUCGCUUGUGUAACAAGUUUAAUUCUGCUGAAGGUUGCAAGUUUGGUGACAAAUGCCAUUUUGCUCAUGGUGAAUGGGAACUUGGCAAGCCUAUUGCUCCAUCACUUGAUGAUCUCCGCAGCAUGGGACCUAUUCCAGGUCGUAUGGGUGGCCGGAUGGAGCCACCUGCAUCAGGACCUGCUGCUAAUUUUGGUGCUUCAGCUACUGCAAAAAUCAGUGUAGAUGCUUCCCUUGCUGGUGCCAUUAUUGGGAAGGGAGGUGUGAACUCAAAGCAGAUAUGUCGCCAAACAGGGGCCAAGCUUUCCAUCCGAGAUCAUGAGACAGAUCCCAAUCUCAAGAACAUUGAGUUUGAAGGCUCCUUUGAGCAGAUUAAGCAAGCCAGUGCUAUGGUAAGAGAGCUAAUUGGAAGCAUAGGUCCUGUCAACGCGAAGAAUCCUUCAGGUCAAGGAGUCACGGCUUCUAGAAGUAACAACUUUAAGACAAAGCUGUGUGGCAACUUUGCCAAGGGAUCUUGUACCUUUGGGGAAAGAUGUCACUUCGCACAUGGGGCUGCCGAGUUGCGGAAGUCAGUUCUGUGAGGUUUCAAUUUCCAGAUUUUGCUCUUGUGCAGGCGUGUAUUAGAGAGACAGCGAGCUGUUCUUUGUAUGUUGGUUUUGCAAUGCUAGCUGAACUGCUGAUAAAGAUCAGUGAAUUUGCGAUUUUGACCUUCACUAGAUUCAUUAUCAAAUUAUUGUAGCCUCUGUAGUCUUGACUUCAUUCUUUAAAGUUGGCGAAGUAGUUUGAGAGAA
Messenger RNA from Mangifera indica (mango), 1286 nucleotides. Its product is annotated as zinc finger CCCH domain-containing protein 14. NCBI's taxonomy places the organism in Eukaryota, Viridiplantae, Streptophyta, Magnoliopsida, Sapindales, Anacardiaceae. The transcript has 3 exons. Gene Ontology annotation, molecular function: mRNA binding; metal ion binding. The record is from RefSeq and is a predicted model, not a curated record. The coding region runs from base 192 to 1076 and encodes 294 amino acids.